Verruconis gallopava is the source of this 1378-nucleotide messenger RNA. RefSeq lists its product as uncharacterized. The coding region runs from base 656 to 1180 and encodes 174 amino acids. The record is from RefSeq and is a predicted model, not a curated record. The transcript has a single exon. Lineage: Eukaryota; Fungi; Ascomycota; Dothideomycetes; Venturiales; Sympoventuriaceae.
GUUACAUAUAUAUCUCAUCUACGUUCCUUCUCGCCUGCCCUUUCUUCCUGCUUUUGCAAAUUUCACCUCCUCAACGUCGGACUACUUCAUCUUGCCUCCAAUUUUCUUUCCAACUUCUCUGAAAUCGUGCUUGCGUGCCGUUGCCAAUCUAACGAAACGAAGCUAAGGACUGAGCAAAACGUAUGAUUAAUCAGCAGCAGCAGGGUAUGUCAAGCUACUUGCUCGUGUUUGCAGCAGCUUGGGCAUCCGUGAGGUCGCCCUGCCACUGUGGUGAUCGGAGCAGGUAGGUAAUCGCAUGAGGCGUAGGGUCAAGAUGGAUAGACGUUUCGCCGAUAUUAUUAAUUGCAGCACUCGGAGUGAACCCGAACAAGCUACCCAGGCAUUUGUCGUCGGCAGAGCACGGUUCAACCUGUUCCACUCGCUGCAUGUAUUUAAGCUUUGGAAUCUCUGCGAAUCAUGUCGAAUGGCAGAAGUGUCGAGCUAGUAUUUCGAGCGACAGACAGAACAAGAUAGUUCUUCCGACUGGCUUGAGAGAAAGAAUCUCAGAUCUGCCUUCGUAUAUAUAUUUUCUUUGAAUUUGGCCUCGACCGACCCAACAGUUCCAGUUAAGUUCCGAUCCGUUCUCGGAGACGCUAGCUUCACAUAAAGAUAAAACAUGACCUCCUACAACCUGUACGAUGGAACGGUGGUGUAUUUCGCCGGUGGCAUGAGGGCGCUGGCGCACAUCCUCUCCAAGGCCGAGCAGCACUGCAAGGAAAACAACAUCCCCGAGAAGGAGUUCAUGGAAGCGUCCCUGGCACCGGACAUGAAACCGCUCACCUUCCAGAUCCAGACCGCCUCCGACACCUCUCGCAAGGCGGUGUCCAGGCUGACGGGAUCGCAGCUGACGUCGAUCCCCGACACCGAGUCGACCUUCGCCGAGCUCCAGGCGCGCAUCGCCAAAACGCAGGAAGUCCUGGAAGCGACGAAGAAGGAGGACUGGAACUUUGACAUCGCCGAGGAAAUCACCGUCCCGCUGGGCCCGCGAGAAAUGACGUUCACGAAGAAGUCGUAUGCGGAAGGCUUCGCAGUGCCGAACUUCUACUUUCACGUCGUGACCGCCUACGCGAUCUUGAGGAUGAAGGGCGUGAACAUCGGGAAAGCUGACUACCUUCGUCCUAUCAUGGGCGUCCCUGCAUAGUCAUAUUUAUGGAGGGUUGCACGUCGGGAUUUUCACGUUCUCAGCGAUCGGAAACCUGCAAGCUAAAAGCCCAAAGGUUUACGAAAGCUCGAGGACAAUAAAAAAAAAUAAAAAUUCAAGAAGCACAUAUCAAGAAUCACAAUUAAAGGUUAUUUCAACACUGCUAUCAUUUCCCACUUCGGCUAGCAUCAGCAAAAC